UAAACAUGUCUGAUUUGGUAAAAUUUUUAGAGCAAAACCCAGUAAAUUUCAUUGAUUUUCGUUUCACGGACUUAAUCGGGAAGGUUCAUAGCACUACAUAUAAUGCUGAUAGACUGGCUGAAAAUAAAAUAGAUCUAGUGCCAGAUUUACAAACAAUAUUUCUUGAUCCGUUUUGUGUUCAAUCAACAGCUGUUGUGCUAUGCAUGCAUGAUUCACGAUCAGUAGCUAAAAAAGCGUAUGAUUAUGCUUUAUCAACAAAAACAGUAGAUGAGGUUCUGUGUAGUUUUGAAAUAGGAUUUUCUAUUUUUGACGAAGUGCAAUUCAGAGUUAACCAAUACAAUUCACAUGCAAGUUUGAGUCCUGUAGAAAAUUAUUUGAGUAUAAAAAAGCAUAAUCACGGGAGUUUUGAUUCUAAUCCUGUAAUAGAUCCACUCUCUGAUUUAAGGUCGGAAAUAUUGCUAAUGAUGAAGGAAAGUGGUAUAGAGAAUUCAUUAUAUCAUAAAAAAAUUUCACCUUUUCAAGGCUUAAUAAGAGUUGAUAGUAGUAGACUUUUGAAGUGUGCUGACAGUGUUCAAAAAUCUAAAUAUAUAAUACGUAAUGUUGCUCAAUCUUACGGCAAAACAGCAACCUUUAUGCCCAAGGCAAUAGCACAAAACAGCUUGUAUUUACAUCAAUCAUUGUUAAAAAAUAACGAGGACUUAUUGGAGAAUCCCGAAAAUUAUCUGUGCUACAUGGGUGGAAUUAUGAAACACAUGAAAGCAAUUAAUGCUUAUUCCAAUCCAACUACAAAUAGUUAUAGCAGAUUGAUUGACCUACCAAAUCUUUUUUUACAGUCUAAAUUGUCUUUUCCGGAUCCAACAGCAAACCCUUACUUCUGUUUUGCUGCUAUACUUAUGGCAGGUCUUGAUGGCAUACAAAAUAAAGUUAAUCUCUAUGAAAUAGAGAAACAAACCGCAAGGUCUUUAAUUGAAGCGCUAGAAAUGUUGAGUAAUGAUAGAGAAUUUCUACUUAGAGGAGACGUAUUUACCAACGAACAGAUUGACAAUUAUAUAGAGAAAAAGUGCGAGGAGAUAAAAAUCAUAGAAAUGGCUAUACAUCCUGCAGAGUUUAUAUGUUAUUACAAUCUCUAG
Molecule: messenger RNA, 1130 nt
Organism: Cinara cedri
Lineage: Eukaryota; Metazoa; Arthropoda; Insecta; Hemiptera; Aphididae
Source: the annotation of a GenBank genome assembly